GAAAAAAUACACCGAAUAAGUCCGUAAAAUAGAGAAAUUACCAGGAUUUUAGACAUUUGGGUGAUUUCUGAGCGAAUACCGAGCCGUUAAAAUUUAGCCGGAACGUACGGAAAGCGGCGCUCGCGUCAAAAAACCUCCCCGCGAUUCGGUGUCCGUUAGAAAUGAAUGUAGACGCCGGUUAAACUCGGUAAAUAACCCGUUUUUUCGCACUCUUGCGGUGCUAAUUAACUAUAUUAUCGGGAACGGGAGUGAGCUAAAGCCGUUUAGACAUUUACGUUUUCUUCGUUUGCGCAAAACUCACUUCAAAUUUAAACAUUUAGCGCGUUUCUGUGAACCGGGAACGGGCAUGCGCAGUGGCAGCGGCAGGCUGACGCGGAUAUAAGGAUUGGCGCCGGCGCCACAGCUGAUGCAUUCAUUCAUUCUUCACUGAGGAGCGGAGCCAUAAACACAGUCGACACCAUGUCCAGACGCAGUGGUCGUAUCACACUUCAAGCCAGAGAUUCAAACACACCUGAGCCGACCGUCAGAGUCCCACUGAAGAAGAGAAAAUCAGAGCCCUCCAAAAAGAAACUACAACCUGCUGCCAAGAAACAAAGCUAUGAAAUACAGAAGUGUUGGUCGGAGGACGGAGCGACUCCGUGCAUCCUCAUCGAAACCCCCCACAAAGAGCUGGAGCCCGCCGACCCAUCCAGCUUCAAACAGUACACGUUCAAGAACCUCUUCAUCAAGGCCUCGCCCAUCCCCCGCCUCAGCUGGGCCAGUUCAGACGACGUGUGGAUUAAAAUGCUGAACAAGGAGCUGAAGUACGUUCACGAUAAGAGCUACCUGCAGAGGCAUCCCAAGCUGCAGCCGAAGAUGAGGGCGAUUCUCCUGGACUGGCUGCUCGAGGUGAGCGAGGUGUACAGCCUCCACCGGCAGACGGCCUACCUCGCCCAGGACUACUUCGACCGCUUCAUGCUGACCCAGCAGAACGUCAACAAGGACUACCUGCAGCUCAUCGGCAUCACGUCGCUCUUCAUCGCCUCCAAGAUCGAGGAAAUCUACCCUCCUAAAAUCUACGAGUUCGCCUACGUCACAGACGGAGCCUGCGACAUGUGGGACAUCCAGCGCACAGAGCUUCACAUAUUAAAGGCGUUGGACUGGAACCUGUGUCCGGAGACGCCCAUCUCCUGGCUGAAGCUGUACGCUCAGGUCGAAGCUCAGAAAGACGACGAGAACUUCCUGGUGCCUCAGUUCUCGCAGGAGACCUACAUCCAGAUCACACAGCUGUUGGAUCUGUGUAUGAUGGACAUCAACUCUCUGGACUACAGCUACAGCAUCCUCGCCGCCGCCGCCUUCUGCCACUUCUCCACCUUCGACGUGGUUCAUAAAGUCUCAGGUCUGACGUGGGACAGCGUGGCUCCCUGUGUUCGGUGGAUGAGUCCCUUCAUGGACACGCUGAGAUCUGAACCCACACCUGAGCUGAAAACCUUCACCAGAGUCAAAGCUGACGACCGACACAACAUCCAGACACACGUGGCCUAUCUGGAGCUGCUGAGAAAAGCUCAGGAGCGUCACAUCCACAGCCACGACUCUCAGAUGUCUCCCGUCGCCGUCUCCCCCCUCCUGACUCCCCCCAGCAGCACAGAGAAACCAGCCAAUCCCUGAACCUGAACGCAUCACCACCUCUACCUCUCCACCUCCUUGGACUCAACAUCAGCUCCUCAAACACCUUUUGUUUUUUAGGAAGAACAAACUGCCUGUAGCACACGUUGGAUUUUCUUUUAACACUAACUCCUCAGGCAGGUCGCUCUGCUUUUCAAACAGCAGCAUUUCGUACCUUUCAGGUAUUAUUGGGAAUUUUACUGGUGCUAUUCUGUUGAAAUGGAAACACUUUGACACGGUGCUUCAGUCUGAUUCUCAGGAAAACGAAAACAAGUUUUGUUUUCUGUGUUUAUCCCUCUCACCUGGUGGAAACUCACCUGAACCGCCCUCCUCCUUUUUAUUUUUUUAUUUUUUUUAACCCCUCGUUCUCGUCGCUGCACGGGAACAACGUGAUGAUCUCUCCUACAAACUGUUUGUAGCUUCGUGAGCCGCCGGAGGAAUCGGUCGCUUCCUAACGUCCUCACACUCGUUCGCGUGGCUCAGUAAUUCCCUUUUAAUUCUUAUUUUAACUCUUGAAACCUGGUUGCACGUGUUUUUGUUACAUUCCUGGGAAACUUGACAAUUGUGCAAAGUUUAUUUUUCUCUUUGCUUUUUCAUUUAAGUGCUUGUAUUUAUUAAAAAGCCUUAGUAUGUAAGAAAAAUUAAAUGUUCAUAUGUAAAAAUACAAAAAAAUAUGAAUCUUUCAGCAAUGAAUGAGCUCGGUUCGGUCGCUGCCGAAGGCAAAAGCUAUUUAUGAUUUAGCUCUGUGACGCCUGGUGUUGAAUUACAGUUCUUUAUUAAAUGUUGGACACUAGCCUGUCAUUUCUUAGUGCCUUUUUAAAAGAACAAAAACCCUGUGACUGUAAAACCUGCAGUGAACAAACCAACCAUGGAAACUGUCUGUAGAUGUCUGAGAAUGUACCUUCUGUAAAUAGAUCAGACUCAAAUGUCUGAUUUUCUUUUAUAUUGCAAUGUUUUAAAUAAAUAAAGUCGAAUGAGAUGA
Lates calcarifer (barramundi perch) is the source of this 2626-nucleotide messenger RNA. It is a transcript of the gene ccne2, whose product is annotated as cyclin E2. Gene Ontology annotation, cellular component: cyclin E1-CDK2 complex; nucleus; cytoplasm. NCBI's taxonomy places the organism in Eukaryota, Metazoa, Chordata, Actinopteri, Centropomidae. The record is from RefSeq and is a predicted model, not a curated record. The transcript is spliced from 12 exons. Gene Ontology annotation, biological process: regulation of cyclin-dependent protein serine/threonine kinase activity; G1/S transition of mitotic cell cycle. Gene Ontology annotation, molecular function: cyclin-dependent protein serine/threonine kinase regulator activity. Bases 460 to 1647 code for a protein of 395 amino acids.